This is a messenger RNA of Nomia melanderi (Alkali bee), 3751 nucleotides long. It is a transcript of the gene Fa2h, whose product is annotated as Fatty acid 2-hydroxylase. The record is from RefSeq and is a predicted model, not a curated record. Lineage: Eukaryota; Metazoa; Arthropoda; Insecta; Hymenoptera; Halictidae. Gene Ontology annotation, molecular function: heme binding; iron ion binding; fatty acid 2-hydroxylase activity. Gene Ontology annotation, cellular component: endoplasmic reticulum; membrane. Gene Ontology annotation, biological process: lipid biosynthetic process; fatty acid metabolic process.
UGCGAAGCGCGCGGUGCUAUCGGUCCUCGACUUUUCGGCGACCGAUCCUUCCGAUCGAAGCCAGCCGCUUCGAAGAACGUGCACCGCUCUCGGACGAAGGAAACCUGGCAACGUUAGAAAGCAGCAUUAGUAUUAUCAAUAUCACUAUUAGCAUUGGUAUCGGAUAAUUACUAAUAUCGUUACACCUAGCGUCACGGACUCGUUCAACGGUUCUACUCGAAAACCAUCGGUCCCACGCUUUCCGAACGCGAUGAGCAUCCUUGAAAGUCCGACACGCGGAAGUGACACGGAGAACAGACGUUAUCGGUGACAAAGGUAGCGGUUAGCACCUGUUGCUCGUAUCAUUCGUCGGAAGAAGGGGUCCGAGAUAAAUCGGCAGUCGCGAUAGAUGUCCCGUCGGUGAAGCGCGGCUGGCACGGGGCUCACGGAACAUGGCGAACGGACGUUAGGACCAACGGCGCGGCCCUUCCUUCGGCAAAUACCGGUGUACCGAUCAUCAAACACAAAUACGGAGCUCCGAACCGGUGACGGAACGGUGUUCCCCGGGUCCCCUGGCACCUCGUCAUCCCGAUUUCCCUUAUCUUCGGCCGACGCGAGUCGCCCGCGAGGCACCGCUACGUAACAUUGUACGACACGGCGCGCGGCUGUCUAUCACGAUAGAAUAUUCGCGGCGAACGCGGGCCGGGAAAGGUUCAGUGUCCGGAUGGCGUAAAGAGGAACGGGAAUGGUCCCGAGUGUCCGGUCGGACGGAGGAUCCCCGACGGUUUCCCGAUGAACGAGCUCGGAGGAAAGUGACGAGAGAGAAAUAGGUUCGGGGAUGGCGUCAGAGUAUAGGCACGUAUUUAUCACCGUAGAUAACGCGAAAGGUGAUACAAUCCGUCCGACCAUUCGCAUAGUACUCGGCCGCACAGCAGAAAUCUUAUCAACAGAUUCGAAGCCGGGCUACGUUAAAGCGCCGUUUCAAAGGCACUCGCUAGCACGUUCCAUCGCGAUUUCGCUUCUGACAACGAUCGGCCACUGAUCCGGGAUACAGUGAGUGCGUCGCCUGGAGAACCGCGGCCGCCAUGGAGAAACGAGACGAAGACGCGUUCCUGGUGAAGUAUCGGAACCGGGCGUACGACAUACGCGAGUUCCUGCACUACCAUCCUGGCGGCAGGAAGACGCUCUGGCAUUACGAGAACAGGAGCCUGGACAAGCCCUUCGACGAGAUCUCGCACUCGAGGGCCGCCCGGCACCUGCUGGAGGACUAUACGGUGCACGAGCAGAAGUACCAGGAGCUCGAAGAUCUCAUUGAUUGGAACCAACCUAUAGUUCGUCAAGUAGGAGGCUUGGCUGACAAAUACUGGGAUUGGGUGAAUCUCCCGGUGAACCGUGACAUUCGGAUGUUCAAGUCGAACAUCUUGGAAACUUUAACGAUCACUCCGUGGUACCUGGUACCGAUUGUAUGGGUCCCGGUGGCCGUUUACUUCAUUUACAUAGGAUUCGUGACCAAUGCCGGCCAUUAUACUGGGCACAGGCUAUUCGAAAUUCUGGUCUCGUACAUGUCAGGGAUAUUGCUAUGGACCCUAUUAGAGUACGUGCUUCACCGCAAAGUUUUUCAUUUCAAACCGCCAGCCACGUCGAAGCUACUUAUCACUGCGCACUUUUUACUUCACGGGGUUCAUCACAAGGCUCCCUUCGACAACAGGAGAUUGGUUUUCCCUCCUGCGCCUGGUUUAUUGAUAGCCAAGUUGUUAUUGGACCUCUAUGAAGUAUCAUUUCCUCAGACAGUAGUUUAUUUUCUUGCAGCUGGUACUACAACAGGAUACAUAUGUUACGAUUUAAUUCAUUACUAUUUACAUCACGGCGCGCCGAGGGCCGGCAGUUACCUCUACACCAUGAAAAGGAAUCACAAUUAUCAUCAUUUCUUGCAUCACGAAUUGGGUAACAUAUCUUUCGCCUUUAAAUACGUCGAACGAGUUUCUUACUGGCUAACAAUCGGUUCCCCAGGUUUCGGUAUCAGCAGCAGGAUAUGGGAUCAUGCGCUCGGGACGACCAUUUGCUUGCGGCAAUUAACGAAACCGUUAGAAUGGUGAAACCAACGCGUCACCGUUGUUGAUAUAUUUUUACACGUUUGUAUUUAUCUGUUUCAUUGAUCUCCGUUCGUGUUUAGUAAAAAAUAUUUUAAGUACAGAAGAGGAACAAAAGAUGCAUAAGUUGAGCACUCAAGCAAGUCAAUAUUUUAAGUACAUGUUAAGUUAUCACUUGUACGCUUAGUUUUUUGUCGUACAAUGUACUGAACAAAAGGGACCAAUGUCAAUGACAAGAAGAAGAUUACCAUUGACAUAGGUAGGCUCAAAUUGUUGAUAAUAAAUAAAUAUAAUUAAGGUGCUUCCACUUUCACGUUCUUUCUACCCAUACUCAGCUGGGGGAAAGUACUCUUAUUCGUGGGAGGAUUCAGUCUGGAAGAUAGAUGAACGAAUGCUUCGAACAAGCUAGGUCUGUCCAUAACAUUUAAUUCAUAAUGUUUAAGUUUCUCUCUAGUGCACCAAUUUGCUGCUUUGCUAGCCGUAUUCUCUAAACUCUGGGAAUCUUCUUCGGCUUUGGUUCGAUUACCCACAACGAUUACAGUUAUCUCUUUUUUAUCCUUAUUACGGUCAAUGUCCUUUUUCAAUGGAAAGAGCACAUCCAAGGAUUCGGGUUUCGCAGUAUCGUAUACGAGGACAUAACCAUCCGCAAAACCAAGGUAAUGCCGUGGCAGUUGCUGAUUGUUUGCAUUAUUCUGCAGAGAUUCUAAUCCAGCUGUGUCAUAAAAGCGUACUUUUUCUUUAGUACCGCGAUCGGUUUCUAUAUUAGCAAUGUAUAUGUCCUCAAUUGUUGGAUGAAUUUCCUGUUGUAUCAUAAAGAUUAAUUCGUAUGAAGAACGUACGUAGCAUAACGUAAAUUUUAUACGUAAUAGCAAGGUAAAUAUAGUUCUAAAGGUUGUUAUGUAUUAAUAACAUAUAUAUGCGCUUUCUUGUCAAACGAUUUUAAAUGAACAUAACCUUAAUUCUUACUGUUUUAGUGUUGAUGCUUCCGUAAAUAAGCUGUUCUAAUAAAGCUGUUUUCCCUACGCCUUUCAUUCCACAAACAACUACUUUCGUUGUUUUCCCCAUAUUUGAGUCUUGUAUUCUAAUGACGCUACUUAUUGUUUACUUUAAACAGAAAUUCAAGAUACUGGGAACCCCCGUACCAUUUCGAUAUCGUGCUCGUCGUUAUCGACAAUUCAUGACUUAGAUUCAGCAAGAAUCGAAAUUCUGCGUAUUGUACUUUUAGCGCGAGCAUUUGAUGUGACUUGCGGAUAAAAAUUGUAGUAAACAAUUACGUCUGUUACUUACUCCGAAAUAGAUACAAUUUCAAUACAUACUCGUUUUAAAGUAAAUGUUAAAAGUGACAUCAGUGACCUGAAAAUGGCUAAUGCGUUUUUAGGAAGAAAAAACUUGACAUUAUUUUUUAGUUACUACUGUAUGUAUUUACUUACAUGUCAUUUAGUUUAUUUAAUUUAAAAAUUCUCUUGGUCAUUUAUAAAUAUAUAAUUUAGUAACAUACAUUUCUCACUACUCUUGUAACUGUAUAGAAUGUACAUGUUUAUUGCAUUUCAUCUUAAUAUCUGUGUAGACUGAUAAUAACAUAAAAACAUCUAAAAGAAAACCUAAAUUGGAAUGAUUCGAGCAAAGCUGUUAUCAACAAUUAUAACAAAUGGUAUUGUAUCAAUGAAUGUAACAGAGAAUGG